UCUCUCUCUCUCGUGUAUGAACCAGUUUAUAUUUAUAUACAUUCACGUGCGUUCCUUUGUCAACCUUGAUUUGUCGGUCAAUCUUUACUCACACAAAGCAAAUAAAUUAUAGCCCCCAGUUAGGGUUCUUCCUCCUGAGCUUUUUUCUGUAUUCAAAGAAUUGUUGAAUAUUAGAGGUGUGAAGUAGGUCGAAUCGGUUUAUUUUUUUAUUAUCUUUAAACAUGGAGCUCGCUUUGAGUUUAGGCGAUGCUUCAAAGCAGUUUUCAUCGUUUCUGGACAAGUCUGGAGCGAAAAUUUCAAGUAAAGAUCUAGGGUUUUGCAUGGGCUUAAAGAUCAAAGGAGAUCAUGAAGAUGAAGAUCAUCAUGAUCAUGAUCUUCCUCUUCAGCUUGAUCUUCUUCCUUUCUCUCCGGUUCCUCGUACUCAUCAUCAUAAUCAGCCUCCUUCGCAGCUUCGCUUUCCAUGGCAGACUGAAAACGAACCCGGUUCGACAGAUGGGAUGGGAAGAGGGUUGGAUGUGAACCGGUUUCCGGUGGCGGAGGGGGAAGCAGAGGAGGGAACGACGGCGCUGUCAUCUCCAAAUAGUACGGUGUCGUCUUUUCAGAUGGAGUUUUGUAUAGGAAACAGCAGAAACAACAAGAGGGAUUUGGAGAUUAUUGAAACUCACCAUCAACACAACAGCAGCGAGAGAGCGAGUUCAAGAGUGAGUGACGAUGAAGAGAACGGGUUAACUCGGAAGAAACUCAGACUCUCUAAAGAACAAUCAGCUUUUCUCGAAGAAAGCUUCAAAGAACACAACACUCUUAAUCCUAAGCAAAAGCUUGCUUUAGCAAAACAGUUGAAUCUUCGUCCUCGCCAAGUAGAAGUUUGGUUUCAGAACAGAAGGGCAAGGACAAAGCUGAAGCAGACAGAGGUAGAUUGUGAGUAUUUAAAGAGAUGUUGUGAAACACUGACAGAAGAGAACAGGAGAUUACAAAAAGAGCUUCAAGAAUUAAGAGCUUUAAAAUCUUCUCAACCUUUUUACAUGCAACUUCCGGCCACUACUCUCACAAUGUGCCCUUCUUGUGAGCGUGUAGCCACCGCUGCCGCCGCCAACCCACACCAUGACAUGCAAGCCAGUGCGGCGGCCAAUGACAAGGACAACUCAUGGCCUUACAAUUGGGAAAAACCCCCUGGAUUGAACCAUUUUCUCAAGCUCAAGCUCAAGUUCAAGCACAAUCAAUCAGCGCAUUAA
Pistacia vera is the source of this 1232-nucleotide messenger RNA. RefSeq names its product homeobox-leucine zipper protein HOX11-like. Bases 222 to 1232 code for a protein of 336 amino acids. Lineage: Eukaryota; Viridiplantae; Streptophyta; Magnoliopsida; Sapindales; Anacardiaceae. Gene Ontology annotation, biological process: regulation of DNA-templated transcription. The record is from RefSeq and is a predicted model, not a curated record. Gene Ontology annotation, molecular function: DNA-binding transcription factor activity, RNA polymerase II-specific; sequence-specific DNA binding. The transcript is spliced from 4 exons. Gene Ontology annotation, cellular component: nucleus.